AUGAUUCAGUAUCGAGAUGCAGCACUAUUGCGUAGGCGUUCAUUGCGUUCCAUGUCGCUGCUAGGAUCAAUAUUCGGUAUUGGUGAAUUUGAGGGCGCACGUAAUACGUCGCUGAGCCGAAGUACGAGUAAACAACAAGCCUAUAAUGUGACGCUACUGGAUUAUGUGAGCAUGAACUCGCACCCAAAGUUUAUGCUGCAAAAGGUGUUGGAAGAUGAUGCGUCUUUUCUCAUGGGUCACGUGCUAGUUGGUGCUAGUCAGUGCCUCGCUCCUCUCAUUCAUCAAGAUGCAUUGGACGCUACAGUUCGACUUCAAGUGGCGACUACAAUCGCUCAGACAGAGAAAGCGACAAGUGCCGAGAAGAUGCACGUACUGGCAUUAGAUGCGAUGGUGCACGGUCGUCAUUACGAGGCUGCUGCAUUGUAUGAGACCAUCUUGAUGCACGAUUAUACGGAUCUGCUGGCGUUGCGCUGCUGCUACGAUAUUUAUCGAUUUCUUGGUAACUACAAAAACAUGUUGGCGGUAGUGACACGAAGGCUGCCGUCGUGGUCUCCGAAAGACGUUGGAUAUAGUCACUUGUUGGGUAUGCAAGCGUACGGGAUGCAAGCUGCUGGGCGGCUGGAUGCUGCAGAGGCACUAGCGGAGAAGGCGUUGUCAAUGAAUGGAAAUGAUCGCUGGGCAUUACACACCAUACUGCACGUAUUAGAAGCGCGAGGCAAUGCCAACCACGGAGCCAGCUACGCCAAUCAAUUCAAGGCAAGUUUUGACAAUGGUGGGCCACUGGAGCGUCAUCUGUACUUCCAAUGGGCAUUGUACAUGCUGGAUCUAGGCCACUACGACCGCAUCAAUAAGAUGCUGGAAGUCAACAUCUUUCCGUACCACCCUGACGGCACAACCCAUGCAAUCCCCAAUCUAUGUGACGCCACUCAGCUCUACUGGAGACUACGCUUUGCAGGUCAAGACACUUCAGAGCUAGGUGAGCAGCUUCUUCAGAACUGGUCUUCCAUAUCUCCAUCUUGGAGCUCGGAUGGAGUAGAGGUGUCAAAAGCUCGUCUGCACCCUCUCGCAAACGUACUCCGCUACAGCAUUUUGUCAUGCGUGCCAUCGAGUACUCCGCCACCAGAACCGCUGACGCUGGAACCUGCUAUUGACACCAAUCGUUUAGAGGCUCAGCUGGGCUUUACCCCUAUCCAGUUUAGUUUUCCUCCCAAUCCAGGUGAAGUCGAGGAGGUGCAUACCAACGUUUGCAAAGCUUUCCAAGCGUACGCAGAGGCUCGAUUCAACGAUGCUACCAUAGCGUUGCUGCCUGUGCGCGAAAAGCUUGGACUCCUUGGUGGAACCGAAGUAGACCAAGAUGUGGUGGAGCAAUUACUCAUUGAGUGCGCUAGCAAGUGCGACGAUCUGCGACUUGUAAAGCUACUUCUUAACGAACGGCUGAGCGCUAGGCCACAGUGUGCACAAUGCUGGAAUACGUUCUCGUGUGUGUCCGCAGCCAUGGGAGACUCAUCAGCCGUGCGCGAUGCACAGGGCAUGAGCUAUGUGCUUGGACUGGGGCAAGGUGGCAACCGGACAUACUAG
This is a messenger RNA of Peronospora belbahrii, 1578 nucleotides long. NCBI's taxonomy places the organism in Eukaryota, Oomycota, Peronosporomycetes, Peronosporales, Peronosporaceae. The record is from the annotation of a GenBank genome assembly.